Messenger RNA from Dalotia coriaria, 1853 nucleotides. RefSeq names its product glutamate dehydrogenase, mitochondrial-like. NCBI's taxonomy places the organism in Eukaryota, Metazoa, Arthropoda, Insecta, Coleoptera, Staphylinidae. Gene Ontology annotation, cellular component: mitochondrion. Gene Ontology annotation, biological process: L-glutamate catabolic process. The record is from RefSeq and is a predicted model, not a curated record. Gene Ontology annotation, molecular function: L-glutamate dehydrogenase (NAD+) activity. The transcript has 4 exons. The coding region runs from base 269 to 1729 and encodes 486 amino acids.
UUCUGUCACAAACAUAUGAUGAGCAUGUGUGCAGCACACAGCGAACGAAGAAGAUGAAGUACGCUAAGAAACAAACCCAAGCCUUGUGUAGUUUUCCGCUUUUGACUUGAUAGUUCAACAUAGGCAACCCACAUAACACCAAAACACAGGCCAUUACAAACAGAAAUAAACUUUUCUAUUUUUAUUUUAAAUAUUCAAUUGUUAAAACAAUUAAAUAACAAAUCAAAACAAAUUUGUCACAUCGAAAAAAGUCACGCAAUCAAAGAAAAUGAAAUUUUUACCCGGAACCAUUUUCAAGCGUUUUUUUAACUCGACGCGUCUCACCUAUGAAAUCCCCGAUGAGUACCACAAUUCUUUUUAUUUGGCAAACGCGUCCCUGUUGCAGAUAGUAAACUACUUUAUUCAUUCAUCCUACAAAGUGAUAUUCCCUGAACUGAUUGAAAAGGUAGUAUCAUACUGGAAUUGUUCGCCUGGAGAAGCCGCUCUACGAAUUCGAACGUGCAUCGCGCAGUUGGACAGAUGUGACUCGGUGGUUGAUGUGUACAUUCCCCUCAGACGGUUCCACAAAGGCAUGCCCAAUUUGACCAUGGUCAGAGCAAACCGGGCUUAUCACGCGACUGCAUUCUAUGAUAAAUCUUUAGGAGGUUUACGUUUUGAUCCUGACUUAAAAAGAUACAACUCACAAGGUUUUGCUGCUCAUCAGACAUAUCGCAACGCUUUGUUUGGAAUGGCCACGGCUGGAUCAGCAGGUGGGAUAAAAUUCUGCCCCUAUGUGUUGGAUGCUUCUGAGAUGCAAGAUCUUUUGGCUGAAUUUAUAUCAAGUUUUCCGAAAUUCCAUAACUUAAACGAUAUGAUUGAGCCUGACCUUGGAUCAACCUCAAAAGAAAUGGACAUUUUGAGAUCAUACCAUAACCUAGCUCCACAUAUUACUAUCCUUGGCAAAAGUGAAGCUCUGGGUGGGAUUCCUGAUCAUAAAAAAGCAAGUGGAAGGUGUACUAUCCAAAGUAUCAAGCGAUUCUUAGCAAAUGAAAAGAUUGCUAAUCGUGUUGGUUUUUCUGAACUACAAGACAGGACUUAUGUCAUUCAAGGAUUAGGCCAAGCAGGCAAAGACAUAGCGUUAAUGUUGCACAAAGAGGGCGCUUUAUGCAUUGGGGUCCGAGAACAUGACUGCAUGCUCUAUGAACCGGCGGGGAUUCAUGUCAAAGCCUUAUUUAAACAUAUUACUAAGUUUGGUACAAUGCGCGGAUUCAACCCGAAAUGUCGUGAAUAUGAUUUGGAUUCGUUAUUCACGCAACCGUGUGAUAUUUUAAUAUUAUCCGCAUUAGAGCGGAGCAUUUCUUGCAAAAUUGCGGAUAAGGUUCAAGCGAAAGUUCUGGUAGAAGUGGCUAACCUUCCCAUCUCACCUACAGCCUACCGAAUACUUGUCAACAGCAAUAAGCUUGUAAUUCCUGGGAUUUUAGCAGGCGCUGGACCAUCUUUAAUGUCUUACUAUGAACAUUCCGUCAGAUCCGGAAAGAAUAAUAUAGAUCCUCAAAAUGUUCCGGAUUUGUUUAAUACAUCACUUCAAUCAGCCAUCGAUGAUGUGAUUGAUAUCGAAGAGAAACUGAAAUUAAACUUUAACUUUCUGGAAGCGUCUUAUGUGCGCGCAAUUCGCCAUCUUUUCAAGCGCAUUAUCAAACACCAAUUGAUGGCAGAGAAUACGAAGCAGAAAAUGAUUGGUAUGCAGUAAACUUUAUUUCGUACUUAUUUUGUUUCGUUUCGAGUAUAUAAAAAAACAUUUUGUGAUUAGGAUGUGUGUAAAUGUCAUCAUUGAUAUGUCACUUGUACUAUAAUUAAAUCUCCAUUCUCGUUUC